AUGUCCUCGGUCCCCUCGUCGGCGCCGGCGGUGAUACAGCUGCCGCCUCUUAUCGACUGCCACGUGCACUUCCGCGAGCCUGGCCUCGAGCACAAGGCGAACAUCGCCACUGAGAGCACCGCCGCGUACCACGGCGGCAUCACCGCAGUCUGCGACAUGCCCAACACCAUCCCGCCGACGCAGAGCAUUGCCGCGUUGGCGGACAAAGUGGCGCGCGCCAAGGCCACCGCCCACACCCACUGCCACCUCUUUUUCUUCUUUGGCGCGACGGCGGAGGCGCACCUGCAGGAGCUCGAGGAGCUCUGGACGAACCCGGCGCACGCGGAGCUAAAGACGCACUGCUGCGGGCUAAAACUUUACCUCGACAACUCCACCGGCAACAUGAAAUCGAGCCAGCCUGUCGUGGAGAAGAGCUUCGAGACGUGUGGGCGACUUCAGAUCGUUCUCGUCACCCAUUGUGAGGAGUCGCAGAUCAACGAAGCUGCGGCCGCUCAGCACCCCUAUGAUGGCCCUGCUUCGCACUCACUGCGGCGCCCCGCAGAAUCGGAGGUGGCUUCGGUGCAGGAGGCCAUUGCCCUGGCGCGCAACUACCGCACACCGCUUCACCUUGCCCAUGUCUCGACGGCGCAGAGUCUCGACUUGGUUCGCCAGGCCCGCGCUGCCGACCCGACGCUGCAUCUUACCUGCGAGGUAACCCCACAUCACCUGUUCCUCACCACCGGGGACUACUCAUGCUGUGGCGCGCGUCUGAAGGUGAACCCGCCGAUCCGACCACCGCAGCACCACGAGGCGCUCUGGGCCGGGCUGCUGGACGGAACCGUAGACUGCAUCAGCACUGACCACGCGCCGCAUACAAUUGCCGAGAAGGACCACUGUGGCGCCGCAGCGCAGCCGCCAAGCGGAAUGCCCAGCAUAGAGGUUGUGGUUCCCCUUCUGCUGACCGUGGUAGCGGGCCAAUGGCCGCACCCGACGGCGCCGAAGCCGUCCACGCUCGCAGCGGCGGAGCAGCAGGGGCGUCCGCUGGUGGUGGACGACGUUGUGCGCCUUCUGCACACUAAUCCGAAUCGCAUAUUUCAGCUACGCCAGCCCCACACACCGGACCGCAUCUUCGACCUCCAGUGCGAGUGGACUGUCCACGGCAAAGACCUGCAUUCCAGAUGCCAGUGGUCCCCAUACGAGGGUUGGCGACUGCGCGGCCGGGCUAUGGCGAAAGAAUAA
Leishmania braziliensis MHOM/BR/75/M2904 is the source of this 1218-nucleotide messenger RNA. Its product is annotated as putative dihydroorotase. The record is from RefSeq and is a predicted model, not a curated record. The coding region runs from base 1 to 1218 and encodes 405 amino acids. Gene Ontology annotation, biological process: purine nucleobase catabolic process. The transcript has a single exon. Gene Ontology annotation, molecular function: allantoinase activity. Gene Ontology annotation, cellular component: cytoplasm. NCBI's taxonomy places the organism in Eukaryota, Euglenozoa, Kinetoplastea, Trypanosomatida, Trypanosomatidae.